Molecule: messenger RNA, 1585 nt
Organism: Aspergillus sclerotioniger CBS 115572
Lineage: Eukaryota; Fungi; Ascomycota; Eurotiomycetes; Eurotiales; Aspergillaceae
Exons: 1
Coding region: 364-1323 (319 amino acids)
Source: RefSeq, a predicted model, not a curated record
ACUCGAUACAGCCCUUAGCCCAUAGGAGUACGCAACAAACUACAAAACUCGCUGACAUGCCAUCCGAUCAAAAGCCUCGUGUAUUCGGGUAUGCAGCAUCCGAUAUCGACGCCCUGUGUCGGACUGCAAGCAGUCUGCGACAGGACAUUGCAUGCACCUGUAACCUCAAUCAACACCCCGCAAGUGGGUGCUUCAACUGGGCCGUCUUUCUCACCUUUGAAGAUGGCGUCCAAUGGGUUAUGCGGUCCCCACACACCGGCUAUGCUGCGAUACCAAUGGAACUCAUUGCAAAAAUGUUGGAAAGUGAAGCGGCCACUUUAAAGAAGCUUUACCCCAAACGACAUCGGGAUCCCAUUCAUCUUGAUGAGCAAAGCGCCUGGCUGGCAACUAGCACAAGCCUGGAAAGAACCAGGGUUUGGAAAGCCUGAGCUGGCGGCACAUCUAAAAGCCAAAGUCGUUCGUCAGCUGGGAGCCAUGACCUACAAACUCUCCCAAUUACGCUUCGCUCAAAUAGGAUCGCUCUUGGAACGGGAUGGAGUUUUCCGAGUGGGUGAAUGUCUCUCGUGCGGCCACAUCCUGCACGAUCGGCACUCUCUUGAAGAUGUCACGCGAGGACCAUUUACCACGGAGACGCCGUUCUUCGACAGCCUCAUCGCGGCGUUGAAAGAACAUGCCGAAGUCCUACCACUGUCUCCCCACUGUUUCGUCGCCCCAAUCCCUAGCCGUGGGGAUUAUGAGUCGAUUGAGCAGUACCAUAAGGCACGCAAUCUGUGGAAUGACUUUGUCACUAUUGGAAACAAGAUUGAUUCAUCCGACAAUAGGCUCGACUAUAUUGUGGUUGCAGAUGCCCUCAGAAAUCUCAUCUCAGUAUGGCGAUCACAAUUGCCAAAGACUGAUACGCAGUCUUUUCCGCUAUGUCAUGCUGACCUGAGCAUCAAUAAUAUCUAUGUUGACGACGAUUACAACAUUACAUGCAUCAUUGACUGGGGAUUCUCCUCAACUGUCCCGGAAGCUAUGAUGUUGAUUCCCCCAGGUCUGCCACAGUCUCGUGAUGAGCUAAAUGAAUCUCUUGUUGCUGCUUUCAGGAACGGGUUCGUUUCUGCCGUCUCCAAAAGCACGAAUCUAGAACGGAGCGAGAUUCGUGAUAAUGCAGCCAGCAUCCUACAGCAGAGAUGCUCCUGGUUGUUAACGCGGCUUCUCAAUUUUGACUCUCUCAAUGACUACAGCCUCUUUGCAGCAGCGUGGAAACAUACAUACGGCCACGAGGGAGAUAUCAGAGCAAAGAUCGUCGCCUCACUAUGUACAGUUGUACAGCGAAAUUAAAAUAGACGACGAGCCGUUAGAGAAGACCAAAAAGGCAGAGCGUGGUUACUUUCGAGAUAGGAUAUUCAAAGAAACCAUCGCAAGAAAGUUGACGUUGGUAUCACAGUGGAAGAUCCAAUACACGUCAUCCCAUCAGGGUCUGCGAAAAGAGGGCGAGCUGUUUGUCACUGAUUCCAGGCUAUGGAAAUGGAUCUUGGAAUUUAUGCAACAGUGGGAGGAGAUUACUGAUACGAGGUUUCUAUAGCAACAUUUGCCUUGACCA